AGUGGCGGCGUCUUUCCUGCUGGCCCAUCCCCGCGCAGGCGCGGUGGCUCCGGAGGCCUUGACUUGCUGGGGGGGGGUGGCACGCCUGCGCCCCUCAUCGGCCUGGGUCUCUUAGAGCCACGCCGGAGAGAUGCCUCGCUAUUGCGCAGCGAUUUGCUGUAAGAACCGCCGGGGACGCAAUAAUAAAGACCGGAAGUUGAGUUUUUACCCGUUUCCUCUACAUGACAAAGAAAGACUUGAAAAAUGGUUAAAGAAUAUGAAACGAGAUUCAUGGGUUCCCAGUAAAUACCAGUUCCUAUGUAGCGACCAUUUUACUCCUGACUCUCUUGACAUCCGAUGGGGUAUUCGAUACUUGAAGCAAAAUGCAAUUCCAACAAUAUUUUCUUUGCCUGAAGACCAUCAGGAAAAAGACCCUUCAAAAAAAAAGUGUCAGAAGAAAAAAUUAGAUGAUGAGAAAGAAUUGUGUCUAAAAGCCAAGUCAGAAGAAUCAAAUGAGCCAAAGAAAAAUACAGUUAACACAGAUUUUCUCUCUGAACAUGCAGAAUUCCUUGAUUCAUCUGCCUUGGUGAAGCCACCAGCUCCAAAAACAGGAAUUAUGCACAAUAAUGUAUUAACUCUUAAUCUAGUUAAACAAGAUACGGGAAAACCAGAAUCUACUUUGGAAACAUUAGUUAACCAAGACACGGGGAUAGGUGGUUUUCACACAUCUUUUGAGAAUCUAAACUCUGCGACUAGUACUUUGACAACUUCAAAGUCAGGAGGUUUUCAACAGUCUUCCGAAGCCCAGGAAGUGCUUGAAGUAACUACGGAUCAUUUUGCUCAUCCAAACGUUACAAAUAAUUCCAUGGGAAUUAAGUCAGCACAGGAAAAUCCAUUCUUAUUCAGCACAAUUACUCAAACGGUUGAAGACUUGAACAUGAGUAAAGAACCUGUUAUUGCCAUUUUUGUGCCCACAGAAAAUCCCAAACCUACACUUAAUUCUUUUAUACCUGUCCCGAAAGAAACUGUGGAAAUGGAAGACAUAGACAUUGAAGACCCCUUAUAUAAGGAUGUGGACUAUGACACAGAAGUGUUACAAAUUGAACAUUCUUACUGUAGGCAAGACAUAAAUAAGGAACAUCUCUGGCAGAAAGUCUCUAAACUGCAUUCGAAGAUAACUCUCCUGGAGCUGCAAGAGCAACAAACGCUAGGGAGGUUGAAGUCAUUGGAAGCUCUUAUAAGGCAGCUGAAGCAGGAGAACUGGCUCUCGGAAGAAAAUGUCCAGAUUAUAGAAAACCAUUUCACAACAUAUGAAGUUACUAUGAUAUAAAGAGGUCCUAAACCUGUGACUUUUAUAUAAGCAUUUUGCAGCCAAACCAAAUCAUAUGUAAAGCGAACAUUUUCCUGUAUAAAAUUCUCAUCUAACGGAAGCUACCAAAAUAAUCUAAUGUUAUGAACUGCAUCCUAUUCUUGUCAUGCUCAUUUUUGAGAAAAGCUAGAAUGUUCUUGGGCUGUAAAGAAAAAGUUUUAUUGCUUGGUAAUUUUUUAAAUUAAAGUUAAAAUGUAGUGCAUAAGUAGUAUGUUAAGUCAUACAAUGAGAGAACACAGGUACGGCUAAGAGAGCCAGGCUCAAGAAUAGUCCUGCUUUGGCCAUUGGCAUAUGACUUGGGCAAGUUACUUAUCUAGAUUGAGCCUCAAUCUCUGAUCUGUAAAAUAAGGACAUUUGCUAGACCUCAAAUGUAGUAUGUUUCUUUAUAGUUCCUUCCUUUUCUAGUCAGAUAUUUUUAAUAGAACAACGUUUCUAUAAGGUAAUCAGUGCUUAGGUAAUAUUGGAUGUUUGUUGGCUAGAAUUUGAUAUUUACUAUUGUAUUAUCUUCAAUAUUUAUUGAAUUCUAUGUUGUUUGACCUUUUGGCUGUAGUUAUCCAUAAUAAUAAAGGAAAAUACUCCUUUUAUAAUUUAAUUCCAGUUGAGCUAAAAUAAGGAACCACCCAUGAGCCCAGUUCUUAGGAAAGCUAUUUUAAACUUAAAAGAAUAUGUUAUUUUAGUACCUUAUAUGUGGCUGACCAUAAUAACACAUAGUCACUUAAGCUUCUUAACAUCCUGUAUUUAAGAUUAUAACUUAUAAACCAAAAAUUUUAAUGAGGUUAAUUUUUUUAAAUAUAACUAUAUUUUGGAAAUCAUACUUCGUAUCUAUUUAAUAUGUGUAGCUUUUAAAAUGUGUCAUUUUUAAAUUCCAGAAUGAUAGAGUAAUACUUAAUACUAUACAUUCCCACUUACAUAUAUUUUAUUAAAAUUUUUAAGCAAGAAAUAGAUAUGUAGUGAUGACCUUAGGGAGACAAGAAAGAGAAGAGAUGGUGAUAUAAAUUUAAAAAUACUGCUUAUAUCCAUACGAAU
Hipposideros armiger (great roundleaf bat) is the source of this 2374-nucleotide messenger RNA. It is a transcript of the gene THAP5, whose product is annotated as THAP domain containing 5. Gene Ontology annotation, cellular component: nucleus. The record is from RefSeq and is a predicted model, not a curated record. Lineage: Eukaryota; Metazoa; Chordata; Mammalia; Chiroptera; Hipposideridae. The transcript is spliced from 3 exons. The coding region runs from base 131 to 1309 and encodes 392 amino acids.